ACAAACAGGUGAAGAAGAAGGACAGGGGGCGGAGGCAACUUGUGUCCUCCUGUCAGCUCCAAGGAUCAAGAGAGAGAGCGCAAAGAGAGCGAGAGAGAGCAACAGAGCGGCUCACCGCCUAACCUGAGCCGCACUGGCAUCUCUAAAGUCACCGUCUUCUGUCGUGUAACAACCUGCUUGAAAUUGAGAGGAAAAUUACGAGUGUUUUAUAGGUCCUUGGAGAAAUCCCUUUGGUAAGAGGCAGUAAGAAAACGGGACGCUUCCUGGAUUUUUCGUCCGUUGACAGUGACUGGGGGAGACACAGAGAAAGAGAGAGAGAGAGAGAGAAGAUAAAAGUGAAGUGAGCGCGCUGCGCGGGGACGAGCUUACUAAAGAUUUGCUGUUCUUGAAGCGUUGAUAGCUGCGGUUCACUCAUCAGUCCGGAGAGCUAUGGAGAUCAGGACAUCCAGCAAACUUGAUACUUUGCUGCUGAUGGCGUUGUUGUGGAUGUUUGCGGAUAAGAUGAAAGCCGAGGACACCAUUAUUGUGGUAAAGGGACGGACAGCAAUCCUACCGGUCUCAUCCAAGUUCAUCUCUGACCUCAGCACAAUGACUGUGACCUGGAACUUCUUCUCUUCAAAGACCAAUCAGGUGAAUUCAGUGAUGUCAUACACCUUUGGUCAGCAGAGCGAUGGCGACCCACAGUUCAGCAAUCGAGUAGGGUUUGUACAUAAGAUGCCUAGCACCAACGUUUCCAUCUUCAUCAAUGACACAAUAGAGGAAGACUCUGGCCGGUACACUUGCAAUAUUAUAGUCCCUGGAAAAAAACCUGACGUACUUUCAGUUGUCCUUAAUGUUGUAGUCCCUCCCUCCAUCCCUGACUGCACUGUAUCAGGUGAGCCAGUGCUGGGUGGCUUUGUGACCCUGAACUGCCGCUCAAAGUCAGGAAAGCCAGUCCCGACCUACCAUUGGCAGAAGACAUCACCGACCUCUCAGAUUUUCAUUCCCACAAUGGAGGACUCUGUGAAAGGGACUCUGCUGCUGACCAAUCUGACGAAAGAAAUGUCGGGCAAGUAUGUAUGUGAUGCUUCAAACACAGCUGGCACUGAGUCCUGCUAUAUCAAUCUGGAGGUUUCUGCACCGGUGAGCGCCGGAGUGAUCGCUGGUGCUGUAGUUAGUGCCUUGCUUCUCCUGCUGGCUGCACUCAUCUUCCUUGGCUUAUAUCUGAAGCGCCCCCGGGAUGCAGAAGAGGAAAUGGCCAAUGAUAUUAAGGAGGACGCCCAAGCACCCAAGCGGGCCUCAUGGUCCAAGAGUGGCCCAGGCUCGGACAUUGUUUCUAAGAAUGGCACCCUUUCAUCCAUUACCACAGCCUCUCACCAGUACCCAGAGAAGCCACUCUCAGACACAGCCUCCAUCAUCACUGCAACGGGCAGCACAAUGGGAUACAGGCCCUCCCAUCUGCCUCCAGGGGUCGCAGCGAGCAUGCAUGGCUUACCAGGAUACCACCAUAACACCCUACGGCAAACAAGUGAAUAUUCAUCCACUCCUUCUACUGCCAAUGGAAACACUGUGCCCAGAACUGACGGUGCCCAGCCACAAACACCACGGGCACCAGUCCUCACUUCUACUGUCACGUCUUCUAAUAUCAUGCGCAUGGGUGGGAUCCCAGUGAUGGUGCCAGCUCAGAGCCAGGCAGGGUCCCUAGUGUAGACCUUGGCUGAUGGACAUGCUCUGCUUUGCCUUGUAAAUUAUUGUACAGUUGAGUCACUGAACAAAACUCUUCUGGGAGAGAAAAACUGAUUGACACUCUUGCUUUACACUAGCGUUUUGAUGUUUGUGCAACUGGCAAGCUUGUUGGCCUCUCAGGGACCCACAUGGGCAGUGAUGGGCUGCAGAAAGAACACCAAUGGUGGGUUUGUUUAAACACUGAGUUCAGAGAAACCAGAAUAUUGUAAAUAAAAGAGGGGCAUCCUCUACAGUAUAGGAGAUCAUUGGUAGCAAAUCUAUCACAUGUACUAAUUUAUAUGAGGUUAUGCAUUUUACUUCAUUAUUCUUUAUCACGGCACUGCAAAAUGGGGAUAUGGUGCAUGUCAGUUGAGCAUGCAAAUAAGAAUCUUUCUACACUCCGUGCACUACUAGCACUACAUAUGCACAAAUCGGAAUAAAAGAAACUGACACCUUCUACAGAAACCAAUAGGUAGAUCAUUCAAAAUGUAGUAAAUGAGAGCAGCACUCCAUAAAAGAGGUCAUAGGUGAAGAGUUCAUUAUACAAGGUGCGAACCAAAAGUUCCCAGAAUGCUAUUUAUUUACAAGCAUACACACCAAAUAACAAUUAAUGGUGAACAGUUCCUUCAAAAUAGUCACCCGCUGAGUUAAUACACCAAUCCCAGCGAGAUUUCAACCUUUCGAAGCACCUCUGGAAGUCGUUUUUUGUCAGUAUGUUCAAGACAUCGGUUGUUACCGCUUGGCUCUCCCCCACAGUCUCAAAUCUGCGUCCCUUGAGCCUCAUCUUCAUCUUAGGAAAUAAAAAAAAAAUCAGACGGCGCUAAAUCAGGGGAGUACGGAGGGUGGGGAAUGGCAGUAAACGUUGUAGAUGCCAAAAAUUUGCGCACAAUCAGAGAUGUGUGAGCUGGUGCAUUGUCGUGAUGCAAAAGAAAUGACUUGUCAGCCCACAUCUGAGGACGUGUUCGGCGAAUUCGAUUUCACAAAUGCCUUAGAACAUCCCUGUAGAAUACCCAUUGCAUCAUUGCCAAAAGCUUGUUGCAACAUUUCAUGGUUUUCUUUUGCUGUUGUUCCCAGUUUAAAACAGAAUUUGCCCUUUCAAAUCACUCAUUUUCACGAACAACCCUUCACAGACACAACCGAAGUUUAAAUGAGAACUGCGACUUGAAAAACAACUGCGCUGACGUUAUAACGCGUAAUAACAGCUCUCUAGGACAACUUGAACUGCUAUCUAGCGGCGAUUGAUAUAACCAAACCCUUCUGGCUGCAGAAUAAAUGCAUUCUGGGAAUUUUUGGAUUGCACCUCGUAUUAUCAAUGAAAGUUGCACCCACACCUGCCCAUUGGGGAGUUCAAUCCUCCCUUUCUCCAGGAAUUUGGUUCCAUACCUAACUAUAUCUUGAUGGUACCUCUGUACCUCCCAACUUUUUGCCCUUAGAGGGGUCAAAUUCCAUAUCCCUAGAGUCAGUGGGGAUCUGUUUGCUGAGGCACUUGCAUUUGACAGCUGUCCAAACCACACCUUGGGGCAGACCUGGGACAUACUGGAAAGAUUAUAUCUCCCAAUUGGCUUGGGAAUGCCUCAUUAUCCCCCUGGAGUAAGAGGUGGUGGGGAAAAGGGACAUCUGGGCAUCUUUGCUUUGCAUGCUGCCCCUAUGACCUGGACCCAGAUAAGCAGUAAAAAAUGGUGCCCUCUGUAGGAGGUUAUAAGUAGAAAAUCCAAAACAUAAAUGAGACCAGCAUCCUCUGGCCAUGUGUGAAUACAAAAUGCAAUAAAUUCAAAGACUGCCCGAUGCAGGAGUCUUCAGGGAGAGAAUUGAAAACAAUAUAAAUAAGGGCAGCUUCCUCUACAGAAGGCCAUACAUGAAGAAAGCAUUUUUUAAUAAAUGAGCUCAGCACCUUGUAUAAGAACAAUAAUUGGAUCAUUCAAACUGUAAUAAAUGAGUGGAUAAAUACUGGAUACCAUAAGUAGAUCAUUCAAAAUAUUAUAAAUGAAAAUAGCAACCCCUCUCAUGAUGCCAUAAGUAGCGAAUCCAAAAUAUUAUAAAAGAAAAACAGCAUCCUCUUCAGGCAGCCAUGUUUUAGUAACACAAAAUGUAAUACAUGAGCACAGCACCCCAUACAGUAGACAGCAGAUAAAGAAUUCAAAAAAAUAAUAAAUGAGAGUAGUGCCCUGUGUAGGAAGUCACCUGUGAAGCAUAUCGACUUGAACAAAUGAGAAUAGCACCUUCUACAUGAGACAAUACUUCUGUGAUUCAACACGUUCUGCAGGAGGUCAGAGAUGGGGACUUCGAUUUAUUACAAAUGAGAGCUGCACUCAGUGCAGGAAGCCAUGUGUGGAAAAUGCAAAAUGUAAUAAGUGAACACGGCACUAUCUGCCAGACCCCAUAUGUGAUGAGUUCAGAUCAGUAGAAAUGAAACCAAGAAGGUGCUUAUUGUGUUACUACAAGAUAAGGGCAGCAUCCAUUGCAUGAGGCGAGAUGUACAGAAUCCAGAUUUUUACAAAUGAGAGCAGUCAGCCACAUGUUGAGCACUCUGAUUGCUUCAGAAUUGAAUACUUUCCUUCACAGGAGGCCAUAGCUAGCAUGCUGGGCAGAAGGUUGUAGUUGAGAAAUGCACAUGAUGGGAAAAAAAAUGUCCCUUUAAGGAUGCUACAGGAUAACAAUCCAAGAUGUCAAAGGUAUAACAUAAAAAUUUGACAGUAGAGAGAAGGCCAUUCAGUCUAUCAAGCUUAUUUGAUUAGCUUGGUGUUUCUCAACCUUUUUGGUGCCGCAACCCACUUUUUUGUUUCCCUUUUUAAGUGUAUUCACAACCCACAAGUGGGGAUAAAUAUGGGGUAUAAAUAUCACCCAGCGAUGUCAACCACUCAGGUGACCCACUUGUGACGCACCAGUGGCAGUCUGUGACCAAAAAGUGGGCUGGGAUCCAGUGCUUGAGAAACACAGGUUUAGUUAAUAGCUAAGAUGUCCCAGUAUGCAGUGCAAUCCAGAUUCUUCUUAAAGAUUGCCACCUGACAUUUUGAGUAAACAAGUGUUUUCUGGCGUCAAUGCACUUAAAAGCACUUCCCCUUAAUUUCCAAUGGCAUCCAUUCAUCAUUUAAUCAAAAGAAUUCUGCUUGAACUGCUGUAUGAAUUAGGUUCAAAGACCUGGAUUAUGUCCCCACGCAGCGUCCUCUGCUCGAGACUAAACAGGUUUAAUCCUCUGAGUCUGUCACAGUAGGACAAGUCCGUAAGUCCUGAGAUGCUCCUGGUUGCUCUCCUCUGUACAGUUUCAAGGGCUGCUAUGUCUUUCUUGUAGUGUGGUGACCAGAACUGCACACAGGACUCCAGGUGUGGUCUCACUAGUGCGUGUAGACAUAACAUCUCUUGAUUAAAUUCAGCAGUUAUUACAAUAUAAAUAUAUGAACAUUACCCACCAAAGGAGCAAUAUGUAGAGAGUUAAAAUUGUUUUAAAAUGAGUUCAGUACAUUUGAGGGACUCCUUAUGUGUAAAAUCUAUAUUACUACAAAUGAGAGAAGCACUCUCUGCAAGAGGCUACUGGAUAUACAGAGAAUCCACAAUAUUAAAAAUGAGAGCCAAACCGUCACAUUGCCAAGGAUGCACUUGUGAAUCCUUCAGACUGCAUGGGGCUUAUUUUAGAAAUAUUGGAAGUACCAUAUGUAAAGUACAUGAGAUGAUUGUACACUCUAACAAUCUGAUAAGUUGGCUUUCGGGAUGGGGCUUUUUCCUACUUUGUACCCAGGGUUAGUCAGAUUCAGAAAGAAACAGUAACUCAUCAUGCUUUGACAACUGAGAUGACAACACAUGUAUGUUUUGGAGGUUCUAAUUAUUUUGGGUAAUGUUGGUCACUUCUGAGUGUGUAGAAGGGCAAAGCUUGAUGUAGGUUUAUUCUGAGCUCUAGCUUAGGCACUGGUGCAAAUGUUAACUAGCUGUCUAAUCGUACUAUGUGGACACUUUGACGAGGAAAGCUUCUGCUUUGUCUUCUUUUGCACUUUCUCUACUACUGUAAAUGUUAUAUAUGCAUUUGUUAAUAAGAUAAUGAAAAUGAAAUUUGUAACUACAUAAUGACUGAAUGCUUAUUUGAAAAUGUACUGUCUAGGAUGAAGUGCUGCUUUGCUUUUUGAGAUGGGUGGUCCUGGCUCUGGGUUUCUUUAAUGCUUAUCAUUGAAUUAGCCAUUUAUAUAUAUAUAUAUAUAUAUAACAUUCAUGACAUUCGUAGUCUGAAUCACAAUCUGAUUGUAUGGGUGCUUACCUACCAGGUAACGCUUGUGGUUGGUCUGCAAGUCGGCAAACAUCCGCCAAGGUGCCCUCUUCAGCAGAUAAGAGAAGCAGAUCAUAGAAUGUUGCAUAGUUUAGUGUCAAAUAAUGCAAAGAGUACGCAACACGUGUUUCACCCUCAUUUGGGCUCAUCAGGCGUACACACUCACGGCACCCCCUCUCGGGGAUCGAACCUCGGAUGUCAGCGUCAGCGGUGAAGCCUCUUUACGUUGCGCUAUGGUGUGUGGUUCGUUUAUUUGACAGCAUGUAGAUCGGGGUAAUUACAUUCAUGACAUUCGUAGUCUGAAUCACAAUCUGAUUGUAUGGGUGGUUACCUACGUGUCGUGUACUCUUUGCAUUAUUUGACAGUAAACUAUGCAAUAUAUAUAUAUAUAUAUAUAUAUAAUAUAUAUAUAUAAUAUAAAUAAUGUGUGUGUGUAACUGUGUGUACAGUAGAUUCACAAAGUAUUCACACCACUUCACUUUCUGCACACUUUAUUUUGUUGCAAAUUUAAUUUACAUUGGGGAAAUUUGUCAUUAUUGUCCAUCAAUCUACACUCAAUACCCAAAAAUGACAAAGUGAGAACAUGUUUUCAGAAAUAUUUUAAUAUUUUUUGCAAAUCAAAAACUGAAAUUUCUCAUUCAUAUUCAGUAUUGUAUGUAUUAAGAACUUUAAUUCAAUACUUUGUGGAAGUAUUCAGACCUUUAAUUCAGGACUUUGUAGAAGCCCCUUUGGCAGCAAUUCCAGCUUUGGGUCUUCUUGGUAAGUCUGUACAAGAUUUGCACAUCUGGAUUUGGGCAGUUUACCCAUUCUUCCUAGCAGAUCAUCUCCAUCUUUGCUAGACUGAAUUAGAAGCAUCAGUAAACUGGCAUCUUCAAGUCUCUGCACAGAUGUUCUAAGGGGUUUGUGUCUGGACUGUGGUUGGGCCACACCAGGACAGUCAGUGACUUGUCCCAAAGCCACUCCAUUGUGGUGUUGCCUGAAUACUUCAGAUCAUUGUUGUACUUAAAGAUGAGCUGUCAUCCUUCCAACAGGUUCUCCCAUCUCAGCAGAGGACUUUUGAAACUCUGUUAAAACAAUCAUUGGGUUCUUGGUCACCUCCCUGACCAAGGUCUUUCUUGCCUGGUAAUUUCAUUCCGCCAGUAUGCCAACUCUAGGAAGAAUCCUGGUGGUUCGAGACUUCUUCCAUUUCACAAAUACUGAGGGCACUAGGGUCCUGGGAACACUCAAAGCUUUAGAAAUGUUUGUAAAUCCUUACCUUGAUUUAUGCCAGAACACAGUUUGACUCCAGAGAGAUCCUUGGACUUCAUGGCUUGGUUUUUGUCUUGGUGUGAAGUGUGAAUUGUGAACCUUCUAUAUAGAGGUGAGUACCUUUAAUAAAUGAUUUCCAGUCAGUUCAAUUUGCCUCAGGUGGACUCUAAUCAAGUUCUCAACACAUCUCAAGGAAAAUUAAAACAAACAGAAUUCACAUGACCACAAUGUGUAGUGAUGGGCGGCACGGUGGCGCAGUGGUAGCGCUGCUGCCUCGCAGUUAGGAGACCUGGGUUUGCUUCCCGGGUCCGCCCUGCGUGGAGUUUGCAUGUUCUCCCCGUGUCUGCGUGGGUUUCCUCCGGGCGCUCCGGUUUCCUCCCACAGUCCAAAGACAUGCAGGUUAGGUGGAUUGGUGAUUCUAAAUUGGCCCUAGUGUGUGCUUGGUGUGUGGGUGUGUUUGUGUGUGUCCUGUGGUGGGUUGGCACCCUGCCUGGGAUUGGUUCCCUGCCUUGUGCCCUGUGUUGGCUGGGAUUGGCUCCAGCAGACCCCCGUGACCCUGUGUUCGGAUUCAGCGGGUUGGAAAAUGGAUGGAUGGAUGGAUGGAUGGACAAUGUGUAGUGCCACAGCUCACAACUUCUAUGAAUGAGAGAUUUUGACAAAGAAAUAAUUUGCAAACCUUUCUGAAAAUCUAUUUUCGCUCUGUCGUUAUGGGUUAUUGAGUGUAGAUUGAUGGGCAAAAACAGUAAAUUUCUCCAUUUUAAAUGAAAUCUACUACACAAUACAGUGUGCAAACAGCAAAUGGGUCUCAAUAUUUUCUGAAUCCAAUGUACAGUAUGUCUGUUAUAUGCUAUUACUCAUUUCUUCUUUUUAAUCAGAUGAACAAGCAGAAGUGUACCCCCUAAUGGGUUCACUGCUGCUAAUCAUGUCAGACUCAAGCAGCUUGUGGUAUUAGUUGUUAAAAUAGACGGUCAACCAGAAGUGUCACAACUGUCUUGAAGAAUGUAUUGUACUGUAUUGUGCUUUAUUGUCUUUUUUGUUAUUUUUUUCCUUAAUUCAAUUCUCCAAAGCAGAAAGGGAAAUAAGCAGACUGUUUAAGUGCUCUUACUUGUGCUCCUGUUUUCUGCACACCAAAACUGGCUCUGGUGGCUAUUGCCAGGAGGCACUCAUUUGGCAGGUGCUCCCUUUUAAUGUACAAUGAUGCAAAGUAAUAACGUACCUGCCAGCUCUUUUUGGGGUCUUCUGAGGCGAAACUCUGCACUGCUGGACUAGCAAUGAAGCAAAAGAAAAAAAAACACACAAAUAAAUUAAAUAAAAACUAAAAAAGAGAAACUGAUAUCUCACCAAAGAAGCUCACCAGCCAGACGAUACCAAAAUGUUUCCAGUUUUCUCCGGAUCCUGAAUUCCCAAAGGGAACUGUGUCCUGGAUUAUGAAGAAGCACUCCUGCUCCAACUUAUUCUCCGUGUUCGUCUUGUUCCCUUAUACGGAGGCUGGAUGGAUUCAGUCACUGCGCUCUGCUCUGAUGUCCAUGAGAUUCUCACUGUGAUGUAUGCACUGCUGAAAAGCUUCAUUAAUACACGUAUUUGUGAACAAGACUUUGAAUUAAGAAAAAGCUGUUUUUGGGACAUUUAUUAUUGAAUUAAAGCAAUUUUUUACCAGUUUGA
Messenger RNA from Erpetoichthys calabaricus (reedfish), 8866 nucleotides. It is a transcript of the gene esama, whose product is annotated as endothelial cell adhesion molecule a. Gene Ontology annotation, molecular function: cell-cell adhesion mediator activity. The record is from RefSeq and is a predicted model, not a curated record. NCBI's taxonomy places the organism in Eukaryota, Metazoa, Chordata, Cladistia, Polypteriformes, Polypteridae. The transcript has 7 exons. Gene Ontology annotation, cellular component: adherens junction; plasma membrane. The coding region runs from base 430 to 1689 and encodes 419 amino acids. Gene Ontology annotation, biological process: homophilic cell-cell adhesion.